Messenger RNA from Pectinophora gossypiella (pink bollworm), 1330 nucleotides. RefSeq lists its product as uncharacterized. NCBI's taxonomy places the organism in Eukaryota, Metazoa, Arthropoda, Insecta, Lepidoptera, Gelechiidae. The coding region runs from base 91 to 1098 and encodes 335 amino acids. Gene Ontology annotation, biological process: negative regulation of translation; oogenesis. Gene Ontology annotation, cellular component: perinuclear region of cytoplasm. The record is from RefSeq and is a predicted model, not a curated record. Gene Ontology annotation, molecular function: zinc ion binding; mRNA binding. The transcript is spliced from 3 exons.
CGUAAAAAAUGUGUAAAUAAAGUGUAAAUACUGAAAAAUAACCAUGGAAAUUGUGUAGAAAUGAAAACCCUGUGAUUUUUACAGAUUAAAAUGUAUCCAUCAAAAAGCAUGGUCGACUAUAUGACUGAAAUGAAUCGGUUAUUUCCGAGGCCUGACAAUGAUCUGCAACUGAAUGCUUACGGGAUGGCCUCUCAGUCACCAUUCAACUCAACGAUCAACCGAUCGUCAAGCUCAGCCGAUUCUAUGUCACCGGAUUCAUUCCCCGAAAUAACGACAUUCAGACCUGAACUGCCUACUAGAUUGUCUGACAUACCCAGGCCAAUGUUCUCACCACCCCAAGCGUACGAAUGCCAGAGACAGGUGUAUGAAACACCGAAGAUGUCCGAAGCUCCGUUCAUGUUGAGACGUCAACGUCCUAUUGUUGGCCGUAAAAUUUUAUCCCCUGAAGCAACACCGACUGAGAGAGUUCAAGCACCCCCAAAACUGCCUGAGGAGUCGGCAACAACAAUAUGGCAAGAAGAGCCAAUAUUACUCCAACAAACUCCACCAAACAAAUUCUUUAUAGAACACAAGAACUACACGCAGAAUGUUUUCUACGAGUUAUUUCCGGUUGAAAAUAGAGGAUUUGAGUUCAAGACUCCGGUCAAAACGUCUCCUCCGAGCUAUGAGAGUAUGUCGGUGUCAAAUGUUUCGCCGAUGUCCAUAUCGCCCAAUUCUGUCUCCCGUUCGCCUGUUACGCCUCGCAUGAUGAUGAGUCGAUCGCCGUCAGUUACGUCAAACAGUGGCCCGAAUAGUAGGCCAAGCUCGUCGAGGUUCCACCAAGAGUCGAAGUGUUGUACGUUCUGCCGUAAGAAUGGGGAGACGCCAAUAGUUUACAUGACACACUCUGUGAAGGAGAGAAUUGGGAACAAGUACAUUGUAUCCUGUCCGAUUUUGAGGUCACAUGUAUGCUCUACCUGUGGGGCGUCUGGAGACAAUGCACAUACCAUCACAUACUGCCCGGUCCUGAGAAGCAACAACAACGGCCUGCCCCUGCAGUCCACGACCAUUACCCUGAAGAAUACCCGCAUCAAAAGCAAUGGUAGGAGGCGCUUUUAGACUCACAUACCCUAAUAAUACUAGAGGCCUUAUUACAUUAAACGAUUCACCAUCGGGACCACACCUUUCAUAUAAAACACCUCGUCUUACUGACGUCUUAUUGACGUUAUAUAGUACUCCAGCAUCUGUGUGUAUGACGACUGACGCCAUUAUCAUUGAAGAAAGUAACACCGAGGGACGUGAGGUGAACCUAGCCCAGCCGAAGAGUUACCGUUCUAUACGUAGUAUUAUU